UCCACGGUAGCUGCUGCGCUCCUCUCCACACUACAGCAACAAGCGCGGAGCCGUGCGGGGCAGCAGGGGUGUGUGUGAGUGUGUGUGUGUGUGGACGGACAGACAGACAGACAAUUGGAGGGACAGACAGGCUGCAGCAGGACGGGCUGUGCGCUAAAUGGGAUUAAACCGCUCAGACAGCGCUUGGAAACAGUAGUAGUAGUAGUAGUGGAGAGUAGGGGGAGCUCCGCGCCGAGCAGCGCCGCAUGUGCUCGCCUUGUGUGGAAAACUUGCAUUGAAUUUGGAGACGAGAGCAACCCAAUAGAGGAGGAAAACUGUCUCGAGCCGGUUUGUAAAUCCUGGUUCAGGUUCAAGCACCAGGACUAAUCGAGGAGCUGCAAACCGACCCCUGCCUCCGCUCUCACAUGCCUGCGUUGAUGUGGGAGAGAGGGAGGGGAGCAGAGCAGGGGGAUGUUUGAAUUUCUCUAAACUUGCAGAAAUAUUUAGUUUUUCUUUGCUGGGGUGGAUAAAAGGAGAUGUCGGGGGUCAUGGAGAGCCAAGCGGGCGACCUCCAGAGCUGCGAGGACGUGCGUAAAAGCGGCUAUCUCCGCAAGCAGAAGUCCAUGCACCGGCGGUACUUCGUGCUCCGUGCUGCCUCGGAGCGCGGCCCGGCCCGCCUGGAGUACUACGAGAGCGAGAAGAAAUUCCGCGGCAAGGCCCCCGUCCCGAAGAAAGCGGUGGCGCUGGAGACCUGCUUCAACAUCAACAAGCGGGCCGACUCCAAGAACAAGCACAUGAUCGUGCUCUACACGCGGGCGGAGAGUUUCGCCAUCGCCGCGGAGAACGAGGCGGACCAGGACGAGUGGUACCAGGCCAUGGUGGACCUGCAGUGCAAAAGUAAGAACCCCACCGACAGCAGCGAAGGGGGCGACUACGGCGUGCCCAAUCCCGGGCCUGCGUUUAAAGAGGUGUGGCAGGUGAAGGUGUGGCCCAAAGGCCUCGGUCAAGCCAAGAACUUGGUGGGUAUUUACCGCCUUUGCCUGACCGACAAGACGGUCAACUUCGUCAAGCUCAACUCGGACGCCGCCGCCGUGGUGCUGCAGCUGAUGAACGUCCGACGCUGCGGACAUUCAGAAAACUUCUUCUUCGUAGAGGUGGGGCGCUCUGCUGUGACGGGCCCGGGCGAGUUCUGGAUGCAGGUUGAUGACUCGGUGGUCGCCCAGAAUAUGCACGAAACGUUGCUCGAGGCCAUGAAGGCUCUGAGCGAGGAGUUCCGCCAACGCAGCAAGUCUCAGUCGAACUCCGGCCCCGGAGGAGGGGCCACCGCCUCUAACCCCAUCAGCGUCCCCUCGCGCCGCCAUCACCCCAACCCUCCUCCCAGCCAGGUGGGCUUCACGCGCCGACCCCGAACUGAGCCUCCUGGAGGAGCCAAUGGAGGAGCAGGGGUUAGCAGUGCCAACGCCUCUCCCACCCCACGCCACAGCUUCCCAAGGUCUCGCACCGCCAGUGACGGCGGAAAAGGUGAUGAUGGGGUAGCAGGGACCACGCCGCUCCAAGGGCCGUGCUCCAGCCCCUCCACUAACGGCUCCUGCUCCACCACGCCGAUCCUCAGGUCAAAGUCCGCCCGUUCAGCCCCCACCACAUCUGCUAAAACUCCUCAUGGGUUGAUGCGCUCCAUCUCCACUCCGGCGCCAUCCCCAGCGCCGAGCCUCUCCUCCAGCUCCGGGCACGGCUCUGAGUUUGGAGGAGUGACGUCUACAAGUGGCGGUCCCGGAUCUGGCGCUUACAGCCGCGUUCCCUCCCAUCGCGCCUCCGUCUCGGGCUCACCCAGCGACUACGGCUCCUCAGAUGAAUACGGCUCCAGUCCCGGGGAUCACACGCUCCUCCCCUCACCGAGCCUCCCCGGGAGCUCUGUUGGGAGCGCUGGCAGCCAGUCGCUUGGCGAGGAAGGAGCUAACUACAUCCUGAUGGGCCAACGUAGCAGCAGCGGUGGUGGUAGUAGCAGUAACCAAGGGAGCUUGAUGUCCAGCUCUAUGCCAGCACCAGGAACACCAGCCUCGCAACCCCAAACCAGAAGAGUCCUGCGUCGCUCCUCCAGCCGGGAAAGCGAAGCUGAACGCCGGCUGCUUAGCAAACGUGCUUCGUUACCUCCGAUGGCUUUAGAGAGGCUGGCGCCACGUCAGCGCCGAGCCGAGGAGCCGGCAGAUGAAGAUUCCGCAGAUUACGCCAUCAUGUCCAGGAGCACCAGCCGAGAGUCCUUUGCUUCCACCUCCUCGUCCACACAGAGGGAACUGACGGGCGUCGGGUCCGCAGGAGGAGGAGGAGGGUACUUGGACGUGGCGGGGGAGUUCAAAAGCGACGGCGGUGGAGCGGCAAGCAUAGAUAUCGGUGUGGACAAUGGAUACAUGUCCAUGCUGCCUGGGGUCACUCAACCCCCAGCGUCCCAAUCAUUGGCCGUCUCCGUCCCCGACUCUGAUUCCAAACCUGCUGACGACUACAUGGCCAUGACGCCUAACAACAGCGUAUCCCCGCCGCAGCAGACCCGGCCGCCACCAGCUUCCGACGGCUACAUGAUAAUGUCCCCCAACAGCAGCUGCUCCCCCGACCAGCGCGGCGGUCUCUCUGGAGGGGCGUGGGUCGGCAGUGGCAGCGCAGACAGCCGGGCGGGUAGUGACUACAUGAACAUGUCGCCAAUCAGCGCUCGCUCUGUAAACGGCAGCCCGCCUCCUACUGAGCACACAGGUCACUCAGAGACGAGUUCUCAACAACAAGCACCCAAAAUGGUGUAUUCGUACUACUCCCUUCCUCGCUCGUACAAGCAUAACCCUUCAGCUGGACAUUUUGACGAUGGGCCAGGGCGAGGAAGGAGGCCCAAUGGGAGCUGCAGUCGGGGUAUGGGUGGCGGUCGGACUGUGGGAGGGCGUCAGGAGCAAACAGGGAAUUCAGCAGUUGGACGCCACUUGUCCCUAUCCUCUUCUUCAUACUCGUCCAGCUCCGCCAGCAGUGAGAGCCUCGGAGAGAGUGAGGACCGAGUGGUGACAACCGGGGGAGCUCCGUCUAAAGACGGCAGUAAGCUCCAGCAGAGACGCGGAUCUGGCGGAUUGUCCAAGCAGGGGGGUCGGAACAGACCGGUGAGUCUGUUUGUCGAUGUAUCCAAGGCGAACACCCUCCCGAGGGUCCGUGAGAACCCUUUGCCGCCAGAACCGAAGAGCCCAGGAGAGUAUGUGAGCAUCGAGUUCAAGGGGGACAAGAGCAGCCAGAGUGGGGUUGGAGGAGGGCGUGGUCGGGGUCUCAGGCACGGUUUGUCUCUUCCUCAUGGAUCAAGCAGCAAGCACCCUCAACACAGACCAACUUCCUGCUUAGGGAACUUUAUCCCGCUCUCCCGCAGCCCCUCUGCCCCAAUCACACCGCCAGCUGCCUCAGAGUACGUCAACAUGGACUUGGGCCCUUCUCCGUCCCCGUCACCCCUCUCCCUUACCCCACUAGUGUUCCCGUCUUUCCACACCCCUCCCACACCACCAGCCCUUGCUCAUGCGCCCAAAUCCUGUGAUGAGGGUACGACUAGUACUCGUGAAGAGAGCGCUGAAGUGGCUGAGGCCCCGCUUCGGAAAAGCAGCGUCCCGUCAGAGUCCCCGACAUCCUGCGGAGAUUACACAGAGAUGGCCUUCAGCUUGAACAGUAACACCGUCCCCAGGUCGUCAACAAGCGUCUCCCCCAAAGUCCCUUCCCCGACCAGGACUGAUCCCUCCGUUCCUCGCGGUCUAGACUUCCCCCUCACUAAACCCGGACCCAACCCCGACCACGGGGCGAAAGUUAUCCGCGCCGACCCCCAAGGACGCAGACGGCACUGCUCCGAAACUUUCCUCGCCCCGCCUUCCCUCCCCACUUCUACCUCCACGUCUUCUUCGUCCUCCACCGCUUCACUUUUUCCAGAGCACGCCCAAGCCGUGGCCCGCCGCCUCGGCUUCGAGAGCAUGCUGUGGGGCAACGGCGCCGUCACCGAUAACCCCGCUCAGUUCCCCGGACAGCAGCCACUCCCCGCAAACACUUCGUCCACAGAGCAAGGCCUUAACUACAUAGACUUGGACUUGGCCAACAAAGAGAGCCCCCAUUUGGGCCUGGAUGGACCCUCAGGUAGUCAGGCCCCCUCUCGGCUCUUCUCGGUACUGGGUGGAGGGUCUGGGGUCGGGGGAGUGAGCGCGGCGGUUGGCAGCAGCAGCAACAGCAGCUCCAGCCUCAACACUUACGCCAGCAUCGACUUCUACAAAUCGGAGGAGCUGCGGACACAUCAGAACGGAAACAAGGAGGGAACAGAGUGCUGAUGUCAGUGCGUCGUCCUUUGGGAAACAAUCGGGUGCCGCUCGGAGCGCUUCAAAGCUCCUCCUGUUCCUUUUGUGACAACCAAUCACACAGAAAG
Messenger RNA from Plectropomus leopardus (leopard coralgrouper), 4396 nucleotides. RefSeq names its product insulin receptor substrate 1-B. NCBI's taxonomy places the organism in Eukaryota, Metazoa, Chordata, Actinopteri, Perciformes, Serranidae. The record is from RefSeq and is a predicted model, not a curated record. Gene Ontology annotation, biological process: insulin receptor signaling pathway. Gene Ontology annotation, cellular component: cytosol; plasma membrane. Gene Ontology annotation, molecular function: insulin receptor binding; phosphatidylinositol 3-kinase binding.